AUGAGUGAAGAGAUCUCAAUGACGGGUACCACUCAGCCUAGCUUUACGGAAGUGAUUCUAGGAACUCCAUAUCAAGAAGGUCAUCUUGAACAAAUCCAUAAAGGAAACAAUAGCCUUCCAUUCAUUCUCUCCAACCCCACCCCCUCCCAACCGUUCAACUUCCAAGCCCAGCGUGAUAUCCUGAGCUUUGAUGAUCCAUUCAAAUCACCAAUCAAUCGCCCGACGCUCCAGUUCAAUAAGAAACGAAGACGACAACCCAGCCACUCAGAACCCCAUAUCAACUCACCAAAAGAAGCUAUUCGAAAGGCUAGAGAUCUACUCAUUCUAGCUGCCUCCCUGAAAGAGGAUACCGAAGAACAAUCGAAAGUCCUAGACUUAAUCGAAAUCUUUCGUGAAUAUCUUAAAAAAGGAAAACUCACCAAAGCCUCAAAUAUCAUCAUAUCACAAAUCUCCCAUCUAGAAAAUACCAUCUAA
Messenger RNA from Sclerotinia sclerotiorum 1980 UF-70, 474 nucleotides. RefSeq lists its product with no specific name. The record is from RefSeq and is a predicted model, not a curated record. The transcript has a single exon. NCBI's taxonomy places the organism in Eukaryota, Fungi, Ascomycota, Leotiomycetes, Helotiales, Sclerotiniaceae. The coding region runs from base 1 to 474 and encodes 157 amino acids.